Messenger RNA from Puntigrus tetrazona (Sumatra barb), 1170 nucleotides. RefSeq names its product tRNA phosphotransferase 1 (gene trpt1). The coding region runs from base 367 to 1050 and encodes 227 amino acids. Gene Ontology annotation, biological process: tRNA splicing, via endonucleolytic cleavage and ligation. NCBI's taxonomy places the organism in Eukaryota, Metazoa, Chordata, Actinopteri, Cypriniformes, Cyprinidae. The transcript is spliced from 7 exons. The record is from RefSeq and is a predicted model, not a curated record. Gene Ontology annotation, molecular function: tRNA 2'-phosphotransferase activity.
AGUGUUCCAGAAAAGGUUAUUUUCAUUUACUGUUGUAUCGGAUCGCUAUUUUACACUUCACCCGAAACGUCAAUGCAUUCAUCACCGCUAGAUGGUGUAAAAUCCAUCAAAAUAUAUAUUAAAAAGUCUUUCCUGCCCCCUGCUGGCCGCUGGGUGUUCGUUUACGCUUCUCUCGCUGUUUCCUCAGUUCCGGUUGUCACGUGAAAUCAUUUGGAAAGGAGCUUUAAAUGUCAUAUUCGCGUACAUUAAAUGGUUGUUGGUUGUUAGUCUUUUAGAUGUGAAGAAUUGUGCGAAACAAAUGUAACUGGAGUAGGCAGUAGUAUAUCUGUGUUAGUGAAUCAUACAAUCACGACGAGUGUGUCAUAAAUGGACUGUCAGCCUCGAAGGGGAGGAAGAGGAAACCGGAAUGAAGAGGUUGGAGAAAUCAUGAGCAGAGAUGUGCGUCUGUCUAAAUCUCUGUCUUACGCAUUACGCCACGGGGCCAGUAAGAUGGGUCUGCAGAUGAACUCGGAUGGUUUUGUGUUGGUGGAGGAACUUCUGUCUCAUCAGCAGUUCCGCUCGUUUUCACUGGAGGACGUGAAGCGAGUGGUGGCCACCAGCGACAAACAGCGGUUCAAGCUUUGCGGCCACCCUGCGGACGGUCGUCUUCAGAUACGAGCCAAUCAGGGCCACUCGGUGCAGGUUACAGAUCUGGAGCUGAGAGCAGUAGCACUUGACGAUCCAGACUAUCCAAGAGAAGCUGUUCAUGGCUCAUAUAUGAAACACUGGCCCUCAAUACGCAGUCAGGGCAUCAGUAGAAUGAACAGAACUCACAUACACCUGGCACGUGGUCUUCCUGGAGAGAGGGGAGUCAUCAGUGGAAUGAGACAGAGUUGCGAUCUGGCUGUGUAUAUUGAUGUUGCAAAAGCUAUGUCAGAUGGGAUUCAGUUCUUCUGGUCAGAGAAUGGCGUACUCUUGACCCCUGGAGAUGCUGCUGGGAUGUUAGCACCAUGCUAUUUCUCUCGAGCACAAAGACUGAAACCCUCACCUUGUGAAAUUGAACUACAGUAGCUGUUGGAGAGGAUCUCCUUCUGACCUCAAAACAAAACCCAGAGAACUUUUAAAAGCGUUGAAAUAGAAUAUCUGUUUCUGAGAAAAACAUCUAAAUUAAAAAAAAAAAAAAAAAAAAAA